Rhipicephalus microplus (southern cattle tick) is the source of this 1935-nucleotide messenger RNA. RefSeq lists its product as uncharacterized. The record is from RefSeq and is a predicted model, not a curated record. Lineage: Eukaryota; Metazoa; Arthropoda; Arachnida; Ixodida; Ixodidae.
AUGGAGGCUGCGCGUAAAGAUUCACGCACAUUGAGCUGUCAGCAAGCACAGCUACUGUCUCACGAAGCUCCGGAGCAAGCGAACGUUGUCACCUCGGGGAAAAAUGAUAGCUGUUGUUUCCGUUGCGGGGGAGGUCAUUCUGCGCGUCGGUGUAAGCACGGCAGCACGAUCUGUCACAACUGCCGCCAAAAAGGGCACCUUGCAAGAGUUUGCAGAGUUCAGCCGGGAAGUAGAAAAUUCGACCGGAGCCAGUCUAGUCGCGUGAACAACCUGGGCGACCUGCCCGUCUCUGCUGAAGAGCCCGAAGUUUUCGACUUGUGGACGCUUCACACGGCUAGUUCGGAGCCAAUGCGCAUAGCGGUUGAAGUUAAUGGCAUAAUGCUCGAUAUGGAGUUGGACACCGGCACUAGUGUAUUGACCAUUGAUGAUGGCAAGUUUGCCGAGCUUUUUCCGUCGGUGCCGUUGGAGCCAUCCAGUGUGCAGCUGAGAAGUUUUUUCGGCGACAUGAAACGCGUCCAGGGAAAGCUGGAAGCAAUGGUCAAACUUGGCGACAAGGAGCGCCAGCUACCACUAUUUGUCGUGAAAGGGGCGUGUCCUACGCUGUUUGGACGAAGCUGGAUGAAGGCUUUCAAGCUAGGCAUCGCUCAGACGGAGGGAGUCAACGUCGUGAAGUCUACGAAAGACCUGGUAAGCCGAUAUCACGAAGUUUUUUCGGAGCAGCUUGGCACGUUUCACGGCGUUACAGCGUCUAUAUCCGUACAAAAGGGGGCGAAGCCACGUUUUGUCAAGGCACGUCCGAUACCAUUUGCUUUGCGCGAUAGGGUUUUUGAAGAACUACAGAGGAUGGAACGGGGAGGCGUUAUCAAACCGGUGAAAACUUCCCAGUGGGUCGCGCCCAUCGUUCCUGUAUUGAAGUGCGACGGCCGGGUUUGGGUCUGCGGCAAUUUUAAGACUACCAUAAACGCGGUGACAGUCGUCGAGUCCUACCCUAUUCCUAGGAUUGAGGAACUUUUUGCGCGACUUACAGGGGGCAAGAAGUUCACAAAGCUUGACUUGCAAGAUGCCUACCAGCAGGUUCCACUCGAUAAGGAGUGCCAAGAGCUAGUCACCAUUAACACUCCCAAGGGGUUAUACCAAUUCACAAGGCUGCCGUUCGGGGUUUCAUCAGCUCCGGCUAUAUUUCAGCGAGAGAUGGAAAAUCUGUUGCACGACCUUGACCAUGUCGUAGUGUACUUUGAUGAUAUUCUGGUCACAGGAACCAGUGACAAAGAGCAUUGGGAAAAUUUGGGCCGAGUGUUGCGUCGCCUGAAGACCGCGGGACUGCGACUGAAGUUAUCCAAAUGCGAAUUCAUGAAACCAGAAGUCCAGUACUUGGGCCAUAUCAAUAGUGCGGCUGGGCUGCGUCCAAACCCGGCUAAGACUGAAGCAGUGCUGGAAGCCUCCGCACCCCGAGCGGUCAAGGAACUUCAGAGUUACCUCGGUAUGUUCGCAAACCAAGGCCUUCCAGAUGUGGUCGUGUCGGAUAAUGGGCCAGCAUUUACCAGUGAGCUUUACUCCACAUUCCUCAAGAAAAACGGGGUGAGGUCAACGCCUCACGAGGUCACGGGUUGCUGUCCGUCGGAGCUGUUGUUGGGGCGGAAGCUGAGGACUGCGUUGGACCUGCUACACCCAGACCUCAGGACCAAGGUGCUACAGAAGCAACUUAAGCAGAAAAUCAGAUGCGACCAAGGAACAAGACCGAGGGUUUUGGGCCACCCGGGUGACCAGGUAUUCGCAAGGAACUUCCGUCCAGGACCUGCGUGGCUCCCUGCAGUCGUCACCGAACAACGCACUUCGUCGAUGGAUGUUCUACUGGAAGACGGACGACGGUUAACUCGACAUCUGGAUCACAUCCGCCAGGCCCCUGAGGAACUGAGUGCAGACAACCAAAAAUAA